AGCUAUUAAAGGUUAGGCCUCAGGGGCUGUGGUCACGUGAAACAGGAACGGAAAAUCAACAUGGCGCUACUUAAUGAGGUUUAAGACCAAUUGACGAGAGACUGGAAAUUUUGAAAGCAGCUACUGUCUUAUUUCAAAAUGUUCACACGUCGGUUAGGCUAACAUUUGAAGCGUUAACAUAAAUAGCAAUAGUCGGCUCGGUUUAGUGAACUGUGAGAACGCAUCAACAAUCUUCGCUGUUGCCUUCACCCCGCAACUACAGCAGCAGCAGUGAUGUCACUUGUAGAUCCCACCUCUGACACCACACCCUUCUUCUCUGAUGACAAUGAGGGGGAAGGGUCAGCAAAAAAAAGAGAUGGACCUUUACAUCAUCAGGAGGAGGAUUCAGCCAGCGGAGUGUCCAAUAAGAGAGCACUGCUCACUGUGGUAGUCCUCUGCUACAUCAACUUACUUAACUACAUGGACAGAUUCACCGUAGCAGGCGUGCUUCCUGACAUUGAGCAUUUUUUCCUCAUCAGUGAUGGAAAAUCUGGGCUUCUUCAGACAGUCUUUAUUUGUAGCUAUAUGUUCCUGGCUCCUGUCUUUGGUUACCUGGGAGACAGGUACAAUAGGAAGAUGAUCAUGUGUGUGGGCAUUGGCUUCUGGUCAGUGGUGACACUAGCAAGUUCCUUCAUUGCUAAAGAUUAUUUCUGGGCAUUACUGUUAACACGGGGGCUGGUGGGUGUGGGCGAGGCCAGCUAUUCUACCAUUGCUCCCACCAUUAUUGCUGAUCUCUUCAUCAAGGAGAAGAGGACCACCAUGCUCUCUGUCUUCUAUUUUGCCAUCCCUGUUGGCAGUGGUCUAGGCUAUAUAGUGGGAUCCACAGUGGACUACAGGGCUAAGGACUGGCACUGGUCUCUGCGGGUGACCCCUGUGCUGGGGCUCUUGGCUGUGCUCCUGCUGGUGUUUGUGGUGAAGGAGCCCAAGCGGGGGGCUGUGGAGGCCCGACCUGAGCACGCACUGCAAAGGACCAGCUGGUUUACUGACAUGAAGGCCCUCUGUAGGAAUAAAAGUUUUGUUCUGUCCACGUUCGGCUUCACAGCCGUAGCCUUCGUCACAGGCUCUCUGGCUCUAUGGGCUCCUGCAUUCCUUUUCAGAGCUGCAGUCUUCACUGGGGAGAAGCAGCCCUGUGUCCAGGAGCCCUGCGACACCUCGGACAGCCUGUACUUCGGCGUCAUCACGUGUGUGACGGGAGUGUUGGGUGUGGCGACGGGUGUGGCUGUGAGCCGGUGGCUGAGGACAAGGACGCCCCGCGCUGACCCGCUGGUGUGUGCUGCUGGCCUCCUGCUGGCUGCCCCUUUCCUCUACCUCUCCAUUGUAUUUGCCCAGGCCAGCACCAUAGCAACCUAUUUCUUCAUCUUUUUUGGUGAGACAUUCCUCUCAAUGAACUGGGCCAUUGUGGCUGACAUCCUGCUGUAUGUUGUGGUCCCCACAAGGCGCUCCACUGCUGAGGCAUUCCAGAUUGUACUCUCACACCUGCUGGGAGAUGCGGGAAGUCCCUAUCUCAUAGGAGUGGUGUCAGACUUCCUAAAGCAGGUAGAUUCCUACAUGUGGCAGUUCCGCUCUCUGCAGCUCUCACUCCUGCUCUGCUCCUUUGUGGCUGUGGGGGGUGGCGCAUUUUUCCUGACUACAGCCCUCUUCAUUGAAAAAGAUCGACACCUUGCAGAGAACUAUGUUCCCUCAGAUGAUGCACCGAUCAUUGUCCCCAAGAGAGGAAGGUCCACCAAGGUGCCAGUGUCGAGUGUUUUAAUUUGAGGAGAAUGAGAGGUUCUCAGUUUAGGGAAUACCAACCUCAUUGGCUGAAGCAGAUGGACAUUGUUUAUCUUAAAGCCAGCUGUGGAGUAGUGUACUGACUGGACUGACUCCCCUUCAGGGAUUUCUAUUAUUUAUUAUGCUUGUAAUCUUUACGUUUUACUAACAGGAAGAUUGAAGUGGCACUUUGACUUGCUGUUCCAGGCAUACUUUAGAUUGUUCAGCAGCCUGCUGAGAGGAAUCCAGGUUCCUGCCUAGGGUUAGCUGAAGGCUAUAGGCUUGUGGAGAAAUGUAUGCAGAUGUGAGCAUCUGAAAAGCUGUGUAACCAAACAUUUUUUUUAAAGAGAUUUUUUUCUGAUUUGACUAGCACAUUUAGUGCUUUAAAUGCUAAGCCACGAGAAAAUGAUUUUAAUUUAUCAAUAUGUUGAAUAUAAAGCUUUGGGAUGUGGGUUAAAUUUAAACUCGGCUAGUCACAUUUGACUAUGCUCACUGAAACAUCAAUAGAGAACCGUACCCGACAUUUUUGUGAAAAGCUAUGUGAAGCAGUUAUGCUUUUAGCUCUGAAUAAUUACGUGCUCAGCCCUCUUCACAAAGUACCUUCAUGUACACUGUGGUAUUACACUCAUAUGCUACUUCAGUUCAAGUCACUUGGGUAAUUUGACUAAAGACAUUUAAGAUAGUAAAGUGCACAGAAAGCAAACACUAGCUGCUACAUUUUAAUAUACUGCUUAUUAAAGCUAGUGCUGCAGUCGUAAUAGGAAAUAUUUAGUAGAAUCGGUUAACAAUUAACACACUACUUUUUGAUCUUUAUAUUGUGCCUCUGAAAAAAUUCAUUCCUGUUUGUUUUUUUAUGAAGAGAUUUUGGGAUCAAUUAAAAUUUGAAAAAAGACUGGUCAUUAACCUUUUUCUAUACAUUAAACAAGUUUUGGAUCAUGCGUGUACUUGGUCUUUUCUGGUUCAACUGGAUUCUCAGAGCAGUUGUCUUGGUUAAGACUGCAACUCAGCUACUGAUGUAUUUUCCUUUAAUGAACAAAUACUGUAUGAUUAUUAAAAUUCUUGGCUUUACAGUCUUA
Molecule: messenger RNA, 2864 nt
Organism: Electrophorus electricus (electric eel)
Lineage: Eukaryota; Metazoa; Chordata; Actinopteri; Gymnotiformes; Gymnotidae
Gene: spns1
Product: SPNS lysolipid transporter 1, lysophospholipid
Biological process (GO): transmembrane transport
Cellular component (GO): membrane
Molecular function (GO): transmembrane transporter activity
Source: RefSeq, a predicted model, not a curated record